This is a messenger RNA of Manacus vitellinus (golden-collared manakin), 1058 nucleotides long. Its product is annotated as AP-3 complex subunit sigma-2-like. Bases 202 to 447 code for a protein of 81 amino acids. The transcript has 5 exons. NCBI's taxonomy places the organism in Eukaryota, Metazoa, Chordata, Aves, Passeriformes, Pipridae. The record is from RefSeq and is a predicted model, not a curated record.
AUCUGCAACUUCCUCGAGUGCGGCAGCCUGUUCGGCGGCUCGGACUACAAACUGAUCUACCGGCACUAUGCCACGCUGUACUUUGUUUUCUGCGUGGACUCCUCGGAGAGCGAGCUGGGCAUCCUGGACCUCAUCCAGGUGUUUGUGGAGACACUGGACAAAUGCUUUGAGAAUGUCUGUGAGCUGGACCUCAUCUUCCACAUGGACAAGGUUCACCACAUCCUGCAGGAGAUGGUGAUCGGUGGGAUGGUGCUGGAGACCAACAUGAAUGAGAUCGUGGCACAGGUGGAGGCCCAGGGCAAGCUGGAGAAGGCAGAGGGAGGCCUCUCGGCCGCUCCUUCCCGCGCUGUGUCAGCCGUGAAGAACAUCAACCUGCCCGAGAUCCCCCGCAACAUCAACAUCGGGGACAUCAACAUCAAAGUGCCCAACCUGUCGCAGUUCAUGUGAGCAGCCCAUGGCAGGGGCCAAGCAGAGCUGGGGUCCCUGGCUCCUCUCAAGGACUGCCUGUGUGGUACCCAGGGGCCAGUGUUGCCAGGAUACCUGGGCUGACCGAGGGCAGGGAGCAGUGGCAGGGCUCAGAGAAUGGGAUGGAGGGUGUCUCACCCUGGACCUGGGCUCAGUUCUGCUCUCUGGUCCCUCAAGAAGGCGGGUGCCCUUCCUUCCCCUCCCUCCCCAUGGAAGUGCAACCUCUCCUCACUGGGGGGAAGAGCCGGUUCCUGCCUCUCCCAGGAUUCUUGGGAUUCCCAGUGGUAAAUGCAUGCCUGUAGUGACAGCUUCAUCAGGAGCUGCAGGUUGUCUUCUCCAUCCUCCUGGCCAUGGCUGUCCCCUGCCCUGGUCCUGCUCACUGGGAUGGGCCCCAGCUGGGUGGGGGUCACUCCUGGGAGCUGCUGCAAACCCUGGGCACAGUGUGGGGGGGACCCGUGGGAGCAGGGACAUGGCAGCGAGAGGGAUGGGAGCUGAGUGAGCUGGGGGAUGAGCAGGUGGCAGCUCACAGGGUCAGGCCAGGCUGGGGCUGCUUGAGUGUGUUCCUGUGUCCCAAUAAACUGCCCUUGAACCCG